GGGAUUUACGGAAUCCCGGGAUUUAACGCGCGCACAAAAACCGUUUGGCUGGAUUUAGCGUAAAUCCGACUUAAAUCCCGCUGUAAAUCCGAUAUCAAACAGCCCCUUAGGGUUUAUCUUUAUUCUGUUAAGCGUGAUCCUCUGUUUCUUACGUUGCCAUUGCAAAAUGGUUCCGCUGGCUGUUGUGAUCGUCGGGCUUCUUCUGCCGCUGGCGGCAGCGGCGACGUCGUCCUCUGGCCCCCAUAUAGCAGACCUCAACAUUUUGUUGCCCCCUCGCUUGACGAAUCCCGUGCAGUACCGACUUCAAGGGAGUGAUGGCUGCUUCUCCUGAUCAUGGGAUCAUCAUGAUCUUCUAUUAGUUCAACCUGAAUAUAAUGGUAGUAGUCAAUGCUCCACAAGUGCCAGAUUGAUAUCAAUUGCUCCAUAUAGUGAUAGGAAAGAGAUUGCUGUCUAUGCUACAGACCUCCUAACUGGGUCUAUGGUUCGAUGUAAAGUUCUUAUUGAUAAAAUUUCCAGGAUUAAAAUAUUCCAUCAUGCGGUCAAAAUUAACUUGGACGAUCUAGCAACACUAAAUAUUACCGCAUUUGAUGACGAAGAAAAUGUGUUCUCAUCAUUGGUAGGCUUACAGUUUUCAUGGCAGCUACUUCCCAAGUCUUUGGAGGCUGAGAGUAUGCAUCGUCUUAUUCAUGUUCCACUGAAGGAAACACCUCUCGGUGACUGUGUUAGUGGUUUUUGUGAGGAUCUGGACGUCCAACUUCAGUUGGAAGAUAAGGGGUUAGGUUCUAAUUUAUAUGUUGUCAAAGGAAUUGGAAUUGGCCAUGAGAUUGUUAAAGCCAAGUUGCUUGAACCACAACUAGAACAUUUGGAGGAUGAGAUUACUUUAACUGUUGCAGAAGCAAUGUCCCUAGAUCCUCCCUCACCCAUCUUUGUGACUGUUGGUUCAUUGAUAUACUACAGUCUCAGGGUUAUUCAUGGAAAUACUCAUCAAGGAGGUGUAAGAUUGCACGAGUGGCUUUUUCGGCUCCUUCGUUCUCGUUCGACUUCGCUCCUUCGACGACGAUCCCUUCUCCUGUCAGAUCGGAAGCUGCGACAUUUUCAUUGGAAGUAAGGACGGCAGCUCGCUAGUUGUGAAUGUAACUUUCUCCCUUUCGCGACCUUCUUCGGCCAAAUCCCGUCAAUCCUUCGAACUACAGGAAUUGGUACAAAAAUCCAGAUUUAUUCCGCGAUGAAAUUUAUGUUAAGCGUUUAAUCCUGCUCAAACCUUGUAUUAUUUCUCUUUUUUGCGGUGAGAUGGAGGAGCUUCUGUUAUAGUAUUCUCUGAAGUAUGAAGCAUAAUCAGAGGUUAGGAUUUCGAAUUGCACUUUUCCCAAAUUUCCUUGUCUGCUUUCCUUCCCCCCUUUGAACGGUUUGAAGAGACGCUGCGAUUGCUUUGACUGUAUCAGCACCUUCUUCACUCCUUGAGGUUCUCUGUGGAUGUAAUGCCUUUGAUUUGGCAAGAGGGAAGAGUCUGCAUAGUUUCUCUAUAAGAGAAAUGGUCGAAUGACUUCGGGUCAUUCAGUACUACAGUGUUAGCUUUGAGAAUAAAA
Dendrobium catenatum is the source of this 1586-nucleotide messenger RNA. RefSeq names its product nuclear pore complex protein GP210-like. NCBI's taxonomy places the organism in Eukaryota, Viridiplantae, Streptophyta, Magnoliopsida, Asparagales, Orchidaceae. The transcript has 5 exons. The record is from RefSeq and is a predicted model, not a curated record. The coding region runs from base 479 to 1108 and encodes 209 amino acids.